UUAUAUUCUUUUGUUCAUUAAUUAAAACUAUAAAGUUCAAUUUAUAUAAAAGUUAAAAAUGGGUUUAGAAGAUAAUAAACUCGUUCAAAGAUUCGUUAAUGUUGGUGAAAAGAAGGCUGGAUCUACCUCUAUGGGGAUCUUUGUUGGUAUGUUUGCUGCUUUUGGUGGUAUCCUUUUCGGGUAUGAUACUGGUACCAUCUCCGGUAUAAUGGCUAUGAAAUACGUCAAAGAAAGAUUUCCUGCUAAUAAACAAGAGUUUACUUCAUCAGAAAGUUCUUUGAUUGUCUCAAUCUUAUCUGCUGGUACUUUCUUUGGUUCCCUUACCGCCCCAAUUUUAUCAGAUAGACUUGGUCGUCGUUGGUCAUUGAUCAUUUCAUCUUUAGUUAUUUUCAAUAUUGGUAUUAUUUUACAAACUAUUGCUACUGCCAUCCCAUUAUUAUGCGUGGGAAGAGUCAUUGCUGGUUUUGGUGUUGGUUUAAUUUCUGCUGUUAUUCCAUUAUAUCAAGCCGAAACUGUUCCAAAAUGGAUUAGAGGUGCUGUUAUCUCAUGUUAUCAAUGGGCCAUUACUCUUGGUUUAUUAUUAGCUGCUGUUGUUAACCAAGCCUGUCAUGCUAGAACUGAUUCUGGAUCUUAUAGAAUUCCAAUUGCUAUUCAAUUCUUAUGGGCACUUAUCUUAGGUGGAGGUUUACUUUUAUUACCAGAAACUCCAAGAUUCUGGGUUUCAAAAUCUCAAGAAGAUAAAGCUAAAAAGUCUCUUUCUACUUUAAGAAAAUUGCCACUUGAUCACCCUGAUUUAAUUGAAGAAUAUGAAGAAAUCAAAGCUAAUUUUGAUUAUGAAAGUAGAGUUGCUGAUUCAUCCUGGAAAUCUGUUUUCGCCAAUAAGAACAGUCAAAGAAAGAGAUUAGCCAUGGGUGUUUUCAUUCAAGCUUUACAACAAUUAACUGGUGUUAACUUUAUUUUCUACUAUGGAACUAAUUUCUUCCAAAGAGCUGGUAUUGAAAACAGUUUUGUUAUUCAAUUAGCUACUAAUAUUGUUAACUUCGGUUCCACUAUUCCAGGUAUUAUUUUAGUUGAAAUUGUUGGUAGAAGAAAGUUAUUGUUAGGAGGUUCCAUUGUGAUGUCAGUUUCUCAAUUAAUCGUUGCUAUCGUUGGUGUUGCUGCAGGUGAACAUUCUCAAGCUGCUAAUAAAUGUUUGAUUGCCUUUGUUUGUACUUUUAUUUCUGCCUUUGCCGCCACCUGGGGUCCUGGUGCUUGGAUUGUUAUUGCUGAAUCAUUCGCUUUACCUGUCAGACAACCUUCUAUUGCUCUUUCCACCGCUUCUAACUGGUUAUGGAAUUUCGCUAUCGCUUAUGCCACACCUUACAUGGUUGAUUCAGGUCCAGGUAAUGCUGACUUAGGAAGUAAAGUUUUCUUCAUUUGGGCUGGUUGUAACAUUCUUGGUUUCUUAUUCAUUUACACCAUGGUCUACGAAACUAAAGGGUUAUCCUUGGAAGAUGUCGAUGAAAUGUAUGAAAAAUGUAAACACGCUUGGAACUCUCCAUCCUUUAUCCCAACUCAACAUGCAUUCCAAAGUGCUCUUGACUCAAACUCUGUUAAUGACGAAAGUAAAGCUGAAGUCGAAGAAGCUUCAGUCUAAUAAAGUUUUGUCAUUCAGCUAUCUAAUUUCUUUAUGAUAUUACGAAACUUAUUUAUAAUAAUGAUUAGAUUUUAUACAUCUGCUCUCAAAACCACUUAAUGUCAUAUAAUAAAAUACAUUUAAAUUUUUUAAAAAU
Molecule: messenger RNA, 1772 nt
Organism: Scheffersomyces coipomensis
Lineage: Eukaryota; Fungi; Ascomycota; Pichiomycetes; Serinales; Debaryomycetaceae
Gene: HGT12
Product: Hgt12p
Exons: 1
Coding region: 59-1636 (525 amino acids)
Biological process (GO): carbohydrate transport; transmembrane transport
Cellular component (GO): membrane
Molecular function (GO): carbohydrate:proton symporter activity
Source: RefSeq, a predicted model, not a curated record